Messenger RNA from Myxozyma melibiosi, 1202 nucleotides. Its product is annotated as small GTPase superfamily. Gene Ontology annotation, molecular function: GTPase activity; GTP binding; protein kinase binding. Gene Ontology annotation, biological process: small GTPase-mediated signal transduction. The record is from RefSeq and is a predicted model, not a curated record. Gene Ontology annotation, cellular component: cytosol. Bases 249 to 875 code for a protein of 208 amino acids. The transcript has 4 exons. Lineage: Eukaryota; Fungi; Ascomycota; Lipomycetes; Lipomycetales; Lipomycetaceae.
GUUUACGGCAAUGCAAUUAUUCGUCUGCGCCGUGCAUCCACUGAACAGCGCUGUUGUUAACAUUCGGCUUUCUGCGUCACGUAUCUGGUAAUCGCAAAGACAGACUUUGGAGUUCACUGCUUUUCUCUCUGAGCUUUGUUUCCUGCUCGUGUCUUUCCUGCUUUUGGAACCGGUAAUUGGUCAAAUCACUCGACAGCGUCCCCCUGUUUUGGCAGCCCUACGAACGAAUUACUACUAGUCAAGUCAAAAUGCCUCUGUGCGGUAGUUCGAAGAAGCCUUUAUCCCGCAAGAUCGUGAUCUUGGGCGACGGUGCCUGUGGCAAGACCUCUCUUUUGAAUGUCUUCACGCGCGGUUACUUCCCGCAGGUUUACGAGCCGACAGUUUUCGAAAACUACGUGCACGACAUAUUUGUCGACGGUACUGCCGUACAGUUGUCGCUCUGGGAUACUGCUGGCCAGGAGGAAUUCGACAGGCUACGGUCAUUAUCCUACAGCGAUACACACACCAUCAUGCUUUGCUUCAGCAUCGAUUCGAGCGAUUCGCUAGAAAACGUGCAAACAAAGUGGAUCCAGGAAAUUGCAGAGCAUUGCCCUGGUGUCAAGCUUGUGCUAGUCGCGCUCAAGUGUGAUUUGCGCAGUACUGCGAACGAUACAGACGCGGUACAGUCUGCUGCUGCUGCUGCUGCCUCGGGCUCUCCGGCCGCGAUCGCUGCCAGCACGCGAAAGUCGUACAUUAGCUACGAUGAAGGACUCGCGGUAGCUCAGAAGGUUGGCGCGCUGCGAUAUCUGGAGUGCUCGGCUAAGAAGAACCGGGGAGUGAACGAGUGCUUUACGGAGGCGGCGCGAUGUGCUCUUAGCUCAAAGUCGAAAGGUUAGUUUUUGCUGUGGUGUUUGUGUCUGUUAGCAGUGGAGUUUGGUAUGAAUGAAUCACUAACUUUGGGCUGUAGAUGAUCCUCCCGAUGGUGGCUGUACGAUAAUGUGAAGAGUGUUUGGGUGGAGUGUAUGAUAUGAAGUAAAAGCGCAGCGAGUGGCAGAUGGUAGUGUAAUGUGCACGAUUGAGUCAAGCAGUAAAUGUCAGUCAGCAUGAUAGGAAGCUGAGAGUAUAGGAAAUAACAAGAUAUCAUUGUGGUGAUGUUACGAGACGUCGCCAAUACAUAUAGUACAUAGCAAGGUAGACGCUGGAUGUUUUACAAAUCGGGCAAA